Molecule: messenger RNA, 1475 nt
Organism: Pseudomassariella vexata
Lineage: Eukaryota; Fungi; Ascomycota; Sordariomycetes; Amphisphaeriales; Pseudomassariaceae
Exons: 1
Coding region: 33-1391 (452 amino acids)
Molecular function (GO): lyase activity
Source: RefSeq, a predicted model, not a curated record
AGCCGACUCGUACUGUGAAUACAUGAGACACGAUGGCAACUCUGCAAUUGGCCUCAUGGGCCACUAAUCUCACUUAUGCCAACCUCACCACCAGCGUCGUCGACGCUGCCGUCAAGAGCAUGUACAACUGGGCCGGCUGUGCAAUCGCGGGAUACGCCCAAGACGCCCCCCAAAUCGCUUUCAACACCACUUCGGCUUUCUUCGGCGGCCCACCGACAUCAAGUAUACUCGGCUCAAACGGCUCCAUAGGUAAUACUUUCGCAGAUGCGCAACGAGCAGCCCUAAUCAACGGCAUCGCCUCCCAUAUUGAUGAUUACGACGACACCCAUCUCGAAAGCAUCAUCCACCCAAGCGGCCCUGUCGCUAGCGCUCUCCUGGCCGUAUCCGAAUGGCGUGGUCCAGUUUCGGGUCAAGACUUCCUAACCGCGUUUGUAGCUGGCGUGGAAACAGAGUGCAAGCUCGGCCUCUCAGUCUACCCUGAGCAUUACGAUGUCGGCUGGCAUACUACGAGCACGACGGGCUCCAUAGGUGCCGCAGUGGCCGUGGGCAAGAUCCUCGGUCUCGAUACGACGCAGAUGCAGCACGCCAUUGGAGUAGCUGCCACGCAAGUCGUCGGUAUGCAGGCUUUCUUCGGCUCAAUGACGAAAUCGUUCCACAUUGGUCGCGCAGCCCAGGGUGGGAUGCUCGGGGCGUUGCUAGCGAGCAACGGCUAUACGAGCUCGUUGGAGGCUCUGGAGGUCGAAUACGGGUGGCUUCACGUGGUCAGCACGAGAGAAAAUGCCACGGCUUAUUUUGAUCAGUUGGGCGAGAUCUGGGAGAUCGAGAAGAAUACAUUUAAACCGUUUCCGUGUGGAAUUGUGAUGCAUCCGACUAUUGAUGGAGCUACGCAGUUGCAUAACCAGUCAGUUGAACAGGGGAAGGAUCUUGGGAGUAUCAAGGCCAUUGAAUUAGUGGUCAAUUCCGAAGUGCUAGUUUUGACAGGGAAGGAGAGUCCUGUGACUGGCUUGGAGGGGAAGUUCAGCAUUUACCACGCAGCGGCAGUUGGGAUACUGUUCGGCGAGGCAACACCGGCACAGUUUACGGACGAGGCCGUGAACAACAAGACGGUUGUUGACAUGCGUAAGAAGGUCAGUGUAAAGACGGAUGAUGACAAGUAUAGCACGGCCCAGGCUCUUGUCACCAUUGAGUUUGAGGACGGGAGUACUUUGGAGAAGGAGAUCGAGCAUGCAAUUGGCAGUCUGGAGAACCCACUGAAUGAAACUGAGUUGAAGAAAAAGUUCUUGGAUCAGGUUUCGAAGCAGUUUGGAGAUGUCAGGGCUGAAAAGGCUUAUGAUGCCUUUGCGAAUAUUGGCAACAUGAGUGAUGUAGGAACUUUGCGGAUGUUGUACUAAAUGCGCCAACAUUCGACGGAUAAAGUCAUGGGAAAACGACAACAACUUUCUGGCCCAGUUACAAUUUGAUUUUAUUGAAAUUUG